UAAUUAUACAGCGACGAGGACACUAAAUGGCUUGCAUGGAUGGAAUUAAAAUUUAAAGAUAUCGCUGGUGACAAGAAAGAAAUUGAUUUUGAGGCGUUUAAGAAAGCUCUUGGUGUGAAAAAAUCUUUCUUUGCCAAGCGAUUUUUCGAAUUAUUUGAUCAAAACUCCAGUGGAACUCUCGAACUUGGCGAACUGAUGGACGGUUUGCGCAUGCUCACUAAAGGAACUCCAGCUCAAAAAUUACAAUUUCUGUUCGACGUAUAUGAUGCUGACGCAAGUGGGAGUAUCGACAGAGACGAGUUUAUGGCAGUCCUUAGGGCUUGCAUGGAGGAGAGCUCAUUAUCCUUGACAGAAGACAAUUUGGAGGAUCUGACAGACGUGUUAUUUGAUGCAGCUGAUGAGGACGAAUCAGGGACGAUAACUUUUGAGGAAUUACGAACAGCGUUAGAGAAACACCCGGGAGUAAUAGAGAAUCUUACUCUAAGUGCAGCUCAAUGGCUUAAACCCCCGGAUAGUUCAAAGGGAAAGAAAAGCAGAUUGCGUUAUUUUACAUCUGACUACUGGAAAAAUAAUUAUCGAAAAGUUGCAUAUUUCCUCAUCUACUGGGCACUAAACAUUGUUCUAUAUGCAGUGGCUAUGUGGCAGUACAGAGAGUCGAACACUUGGAUUAUGUUCGCACGAGGCGCUGGGCUGUGUUUGAACUUUAACUGUAUGUGGGUACUUGUACUGAUGUUAAGAAAGAGCUUGACAUUCAUUCGGAUGACAAAACUGGUGCAUAUUCUCCCUCUAGAUCAGCACAUCCUAUUUCAUAAGAUGACAGCAUGGGCCAUUGUAGGAUUCUCACUUGUUCAUACGAUGGCUCAUAUUGGGAAUUCUGUACACGCAGCUAAUGCUAAUGCCAUAGAGAUGUGGGAAGUAUUGUUUACAGCCAAAGCCGGUGUUGGAUAUGUUGGUGGUAGCGCAUUUAUAACCGGCUGGUUGUUAGAUAUUGUUCUCACAGUCCUGGUCGUUUGUUCCUUGCCAUUUGUCCGAAGGGGUGGCCAUUUUCAGGUGUUUUACUGGACUCACAUGCUCUAUGUACCAUUCUGGAUCUUGGUCAUACUUCACGGCCCACAAUUUUGGAAGUGGUUCAUAGUUCCAGGAGUAAUCUUCAUCCUGGAGAAAAUAUCUAGGUCAAAGUUCAUUAAGAUGGCGAGAUAUGGGGAUACGUACAUUGAGGAGAUUAAUCUCUUGCCGUCGGGCGUUACACACUUAGUAAUCAGCCGACCAACCAACUUCCGCUACAAGCCCGGCGAUUAUAUUUUCAUCCAGAUACCGGAAAUAGCAACAUACGAAUGGCACCCAUUUACAAUCAGUUCUGCACCGGAAAUGGAAGGGCACAUCUGGCUACAUGUCCGGUCUGCCGGUCACUGGACUAAUAAACUAUACAAACAUUUUGACGAACUGAAGGUCCCUGAUGAUACUGCUGAUAUUGAAGCACUGGUGUCGAGUAACAGAAGCAAUACAAGUAGACGAUUUGAAAAGUUUGAAAGGGCGUAUUCAAGGCGUGUUACAAUGAUGAAGAAAUCAUUUAAAGGCGGUGCAUCAAGGCGUGGCGAAAAACCGAAACAGAAACACAAAGUGGUGAAAGUGAAGUGUUAUGUUGACGGUCCAUACGGAACUGGAACCAGAGAGGUCUUUGACACAGAACAUGCUGUUCUUAUCGGGGCAGGAAUAGGAGUAACACCUAUGGCCUCGGUUUUACAAAGUGUAUGGUAUAGAUUUAAUGCGGUUCGCCAAAAAUGUCCGAAAUGUGAGCACGUUUGGUAUCCCGAAGAAGAUACCUGUGAUAUGAAAUUAAGAAAGGUUGAUUUUAUAUGGAUAAACAGAGAUCAGAGAAGUUUUGAAUGGUUCUUGACGUUACUCAAUCAGAUCGAGGUUGAGCAGAGCAGCCAUCAUGGGAUACUAGAGAACUGUAUACAGAUGCAUAUGUACAUGACCGCUGCUCAGAAAAAGACAGAUAUGAAAGGAAUCGGACUCCAAAUUGCUCUAGAUCUAAUGUAUGAAAAGAGCCAGCGUGACCUUAUCACAGGUUUAAAAACAAAAACAGAGCCCGGGAGACCAGACUGGAAUAAGAUUUUCAAAGCAAUAAAGGCUGAAAAUAAAGGGAAAGUGAAAAUAUUCUUUUGUGGAGCACCGGCAUUAGGCAAAACUGUAAAGGAAAUGUCUGAAAAGUAUAACUUUGCAUUUUCAAAGGAAAACUUUUAGAUCUGGUACACAGAUUCAGCAUAAUUAUCAGCAUGAUCUCUUGUCUUUACUUUGCUUAAUCAAUCAACACAUUUCAUACAUGCUGACAAAGCAGGUUUUUAUAUCUUUAAGAAAGAUGCUAGUGUUGGAUACAUAACAGGUAUUUUAGUUAUGUGUUUUAAUGUCAAGUGUCUGUUAAAAGUUGUGUGAACAUACAUCAUCAGUAAUACGCCAGAUACAGUUUUAUCUUUUUUCUGUGAGAAAGCCAGCUAUAAUGAGUACAUGUACACAGCUGAAAAAUAAAUCUCUUGCAUUUUGAUACACUUUUUUUUUUGCUGUAAAUUUAAUUUUACUAAAUUCAAACUUUAAUAAUAUUUCCCAUGGUAAAUAUUUUAUUGUAAAUAGCAUGUAUAAUAUAAUGUUAUUACUAUAUGUAUCCUAGAAUUUAUUAUUCAAUAAAGUCUGGUUUUACAUUGUUUUCUA
Mercenaria mercenaria is the source of this 2709-nucleotide messenger RNA. Its product is annotated as NADPH oxidase 5-like. Bases 40 to 2247 code for a protein of 735 amino acids. Gene Ontology annotation, biological process: defense response; superoxide anion generation. Gene Ontology annotation, cellular component: NADPH oxidase complex; plasma membrane. The transcript is spliced from 15 exons. NCBI's taxonomy places the organism in Eukaryota, Metazoa, Mollusca, Bivalvia, Venerida, Veneridae. Gene Ontology annotation, molecular function: calcium ion binding; superoxide-generating NAD(P)H oxidase activity. The record is from RefSeq and is a predicted model, not a curated record.